Messenger RNA from Orcinus orca (killer whale), 6207 nucleotides. RefSeq names its product zinc finger protein 366 (gene ZNF366). Gene Ontology annotation, molecular function: RNA polymerase II cis-regulatory region sequence-specific DNA binding; DNA-binding transcription factor activity. Bases 343 to 2577 code for a protein of 744 amino acids. The record is from RefSeq and is a predicted model, not a curated record. Lineage: Eukaryota; Metazoa; Chordata; Mammalia; Artiodactyla; Delphinidae. The transcript is spliced from 5 exons. Gene Ontology annotation, biological process: regulation of transcription by RNA polymerase II.
UUUGCCCCUUCCAACAUUUUGUUUAAGAGAAAAUGAGAUGUCUAUCUUCUGUUUCCUUAUUUUUUUUCAGGAAAGCAAAGGGUUGUUGACUUCCUCCCUCUCCCCUCCCUUCCUUCCUUCUUCCCGAAGGUACUCAUCUGAGAAAAAGAGAACGAAGUAUUGUUCCUGUUCUCUUUCUUAAGUCAUUUGAACACUGUCCCUGCGAGUUCUUUAAGUUCCCUGCAAUCUGUACACAAGACAAGGAGGGAGAGAGAGAGGGAGAGAGACAGAGAGGCAAGGGAUCAGGUAAAGCACGGGGGCUGCUGCAGCCAUUGAGACUCAGGAGCUGGAAAAUUGCCAAGGAUGCAGAAGGAAAUGAAGAUGGUCAAAGACGAGGGUGUGCAUUUCAGUUUGGGUGCAAAGAGGGCCCCCUCCUUCCCCCACGGCCUGCAGCCAGUGGUUUCCCGAGGAAGAGCUCCUCCAAGACACCCAUUCCCGGAAGCUCUCCGGGGGCCAUUUUCCCAGUUCCGGUAUGAGCCUCCUCCAGGAGACCUAGACGGAUUCCCGGGGGUCUUUGAAGGAGGAGGGUCUCGCAAACGGAAGAGCAUGCCCACCAAGAUGCCCUAUAACCACCCCUCGGAAGAAGCGGCUCUUGCCCUGCACCCGGAGGAGAGCAAGAACCCCGGGCCCCCGGAACUCCACCUGCUCUUCCCGCCGCCGCCGCCGCCGCCGCCGCCACGGCCCAAGUACGACUCGCGGAUGAUCGACCUGUGCAACGUGGGCUUUCAGUUCUACCGCAGCCUGGAGCACCUGGGGGGCAAGGCCGUCAAGCAGGAGCCCGUGAAGCCCAGCGCCACGUGGGCCGCGCCCCCUCCGUUCCUGCCCACGCCCUACCCCUAUUACCCCAAAGUGCCCCCGGGCCUCGUGUUCCCCUUCUUCGUGCCCUCGGCCUCGCCCUUCCCCUUCAGCCGGCACGCCUUCCUGCCCAAGCGGCCCCCGGAGCCGCUGCUGCCCCGCAAAGCCGAGCCGCGGGAGAGCGAGGAGACCAAGCAGAAGGUGGAGAGGGUGGACGUGAACGUGCAGAUCGACGACAGCUACUACGUGGACGUGGGCGGCGCGCAGAAGCGCUGGCAGUGCCCCACCUGCGAGAAGUCCUACACCUCCAAGUACAACCUCGUGACCCACAUCCUGGGCCACAGCGGCAUCAAGCCGCACGCGUGCAGCCGCUGCGGGAAGCUCUUCAAGCAGCUCAGCCACCUGCACACGCACAUGCUGACCCACCAGGGCACGCGGCCCCACAAAUGCCAGGUGUGCCACAAGGCCUUCACCCAGACCAGCCACCUGAAGCGCCACAUGAUGCAGCACAGCGAGGUGAAGCCGCACAACUGCCGCGUGUGCGGCCGGGGCUUCGCCUACCCCAGCGAGCUCAAGGCCCACGAGGCCAAGCACGCCAGUGGGCGGGAGAACAUCUGCGUGGAGUGCGGCCUCGACUUCCCCACCCUGGCCCAGCUGAAGAGGCACCUCACCACGCACCGCGGCCCCAUCCAGUACAGCUGCUCCGAAUGCGACAAGACCUUUCAGUACCCGAGUCAGCUGCAGAACCACAUGAUGAAGCACAAGGACAUCCGGCCCUACAUCUGCUCCGAGUGCGGCAUGGAGUUCGUGCAGCCCCACCACCUCAAGCAGCACUCCCUCACGCACAAGGGCGUGAAGGAGCACAAAUGCGGGAUCUGCGGGCGGGAGUUCACUCUGCUGGCCAACAUGAAGAGACACGUGCUAAUCCACACCAACAUCCGCGCCUACCAGUGUCACCUGUGCUACAAGAGUUUCGUGCAGAAACAGACCCUCAAGGCGCACAUGAUCGUCCACUCGGAUGUGAAGCCCUUCAAAUGCAAGCUGUGUGGGAAGGAAUUCAACCGGAUGCACAACCUAAUGGGCCACAUGCACCUGCACUCUGACAGCAAGCCCUUCAAGUGCCUCUACUGCCCCAGCAAGUUCACCCUGAAGGGGAACCUGACACGCCACAUGAAAGUGAAGCAUGGGGUCAUGGAGCGGGGCCUCCACUCUCAAGGUUUUGGAAGGGGGAGAGUUGCCGGGGCGCAGACGGCGGGGGGCCUGAGGAGCCUGCAGCAGGAGGAACCCUUCGACCUGUCCCAGAGGCGUCGGGCCAAGGGGCCAGCCUUCCAGCCGGAUGUGGAGAGCGCCAGGGGCAGCUCCUGCCACGAGGAGGACGACGACGACAACUGCUGCGAGGCGGGGCGGGACAGCCCGGGCCUCGGCCCCCGCAGCCCCCCGCUCUGCGCGCCGCAGGACCUGUCCGCCAAGGCCGACCCGGGCCCCAGGGCGGAGGCGCAGGCGGGGGAGGACGCGCCGCAAGGGGACCUCCAGCCGAAGAGCCGGGCCAGCCCCGGGCCCGAGGGCGUCCGGGAGAGAGAGUUUGCCCGCAGAGACGAGUGUCCCGGCCUCCUCCGGGCCCUGCAGAGCGCUCGGCGGGGCCCCUCCUUUUCUGAUUACUUGUACUUCAAGCACAGAGAUGAGAGUUUAAAAGAAUUACUGGAGAGGAAAAUGGAAAACCAAGCAGUGCUUUUAGGGAUCUAAGUGGACGGUUUAAAAAUUACACUUGGAGAAUGAGCACUAGGCUGUGCAAGUACAGCUUUCCGCAUGAGCUCUCGUUUGCUGGAGGCGGAGAAGGGCACGAAUCUUUACAAAUGGCUCAGACUAAGUGAGCAGGGAUGUCCUCACUCACGUAAAUGCUUCUCAGGUCAUUCAUUGGGCCCUUGAUUUUUAACACACAUGCAAGGUCUUCUUCAGUGUUAUUUCGUGGAUCUCCAGUGUAAUAAACUGUACAUAUUCUUCUAGACAUCUAACUGUAAGCUGAUGCCGAGGUGCUUUUAGAAAUUAUAUCUUCCAUUGACUAAUACGGUAAAUUUCUUUCUAGUUGCAAAAAUAUGGUGCUUGACAUGUUACCUUAUUAAUGACUCUUUAGUUGAAUGUGUAAAAGGUAUAAUAUUUUUCCAGAUAGAUGAAAAUAUGAGUAGUUGUAUAUAGUUUAAAAUUUGCUAUAUUAAAUAAUCAAAAAACGCCAGAAAUGACACAGGAGGGUGAGUUAUUGAAGAGGACGUUCUCAAGUAGUUGCUGCAGAUAUAAGAUAACAUUUCAAGAGAAUAAGAAUAAUUUUGACUAAGGAAAAAAAACAGCAAUACUUAGAUUCCUGCCUGGGUCUGCCUCAUUUGGCUUCUGCUAACCUUCAUCAGAUGUGGCAUUUGGAGCAUAUUUUCAGAUAGCCCGCCAGUGCUCAGCGUCUGCAGGCUAACCCCGUGUCCUGAGCAGAGCUCCCUCCUGGAGACCUUGCUCGAGGCUUCGUGCCCCGUAAAGCAGCUGCAGGAAGAGUUGUCACCCCACGAGCAGUGGAUUUCUCCUCAGUGCUGGAGCUGGGUGGGGGGGAGGAACUCUCCCUGAAAUUUAAGCUCUAACUUAUUUAGAGUAUUAGAAUAACCAUAGGCUAAUCACUAGUAAAGGAUUUUCUGGGCUGUAUUCUCAAUGCUACCUGAACAUUAGAAUCAUCUCAGGGAGCCUUUUAAAACAUACCAACGCUGGGGCCUGACACCCUGAGGUCCUGAUUUAAUUGGUCUAGGGUGGAGCUCUAGCACUGGUUAUUUUCCAAGUUGCCCCAGAUGACUCUUCUGUGCAGCCAGGGUUGAGAAAGAUUGACUAGGCUGAAAUAGUGGCUCCCAAGACCCCCUCCCAGGCACUCCAUAAAUAUUUCAGCUUCUGGCUUUAGACUCAUUAAGAUAGAAAGCAGGAAACCUUGAAAUCAUACUGCUGACUUAGGCCUUUUUACCUGUUCUGUAAGAGCCUCACGAGAGGAAACACACACACACACACACACACACACUGUAUAAACACACACUUUUUGUACUAGAAAUGAUGCCUGUGUUGCUUAUGGUCACUUAAUGUUUAAAAAUACAUAGCCAGCCUAUAGUGACUAAUUAUUUCUUCCUAGAUGUGUGAAUCGUGAGUCCAGUGAGUGGCAGUGACUGUCAAGGGUGGGUCGAGCCCCACAGGUAGGCUUCCCUUAGGCACCGGCGUCUGACGAAUAAAGCAGUGCUGACAGGAUGUCACAUAUGUGUGACUGACCAUAAGCAGUGACCCUCUGGUACUGUGUCUGUGUUUAUGUAAAAACUGGCCCUUGGUAGUUUCAACUCGUAUUUGUAGAGCUAGGUACUGUUUAUUAUUUGCUUCUUCUCCUCCCAAAGUUACCAGUACAUUUCUUUAGACGACCUGGCCCAUCUCUGCCUGUGGAAUGCUGGCUUUUUCUCUUGGCCAAGGUGCUUCCCCGUCAGCCUCAUCUAGUUCUUGUCAGUCACACGUGCGCUUUGUCAUUCCCUGAUGCGUUCCUCCGGCUGCCUUGCUUAAGCCUCCUUCGCCCAGCCUCACCACCACUACAACGUGCCAAAGCUGCUUGUGUUGGCUACUGCCAUCUAUGCCCCAAGGUCAGAGCACCUGCAAAGGGGAUGGUGAAGGGAAGAGUGUGGUUUUCUGCGGUUACCAGCACAACUCUGGGCCAAGAAUCCAUCCAGAUCUUCAUAGGGGCAAUUUGCCUUCCAUCCAUUAUUUUUAAUACAGCUCAUCAGUGCCUCUGAUGACAUCACUCAGAGGCUGGCAGAGUGUUCUGUGAGGCCUCCUCCUAGGGUCCUGUUACAUAUUCAUUCUUUCAGCAGCAAGGUGUUGAGGACCUGCUACAAAGGCUGCAGAUUUCCAGUUUGUUCUGGGUGUGCGGAGCUGGAAUAGGAACUAGAAAAACUAGAAUAGCAAGCUGUAGACUUUUCCACCCAAAACGAAUCACGUGGGAAUGUUUGAGGAACAAGUUAAUGUUGAGAUGGAAAGAGUAUGGUCUAGAAUGCUGGUUUCCACAUUGUGUGCCGAGAAGCAAGAGGUCCCUCUUAGGCCCUUCUAGAGCUGCCAGGGGAGGGAAAAUUCUCAACCCAUAUCCCCACUUCACUCAGAGCGGCUCAAAUUCCAUCUGUUUUAUGUGUUAGGCUUCCAAGUAAAAUUUCAUUUGGAGGAAGAGAAAAGGGUCUAGGAAAAGUCAUAAAAAAUUGUUAUGGAAUGUAUUCUAAAGCCUGUUUUUCAUUCUUGACUCUGGAUAUGAGAGACUUAAUUAGAUAUAACCCACUGGUUCAUAUGCACUGACCUUCUGAGAACCAAGGCUAAAACCUUGGUUUUGUAUGUGAGCAACAUCCUGGUUGGCCUGGGACAACCCGGGCUUAUACCUGUUGUCCCCAGGUAGUUACUAAGAGUGUCACCUUAACUCUCAAUAGUGUUCCAGUUUGGGGGCUUCCCUGGUGGCGCAAUGGUUGAGAGUCCGCCUGCCGAUGCAGGGAACACGGGUUCGUGCCCCGGUCCGGGAAGAUCCCACAUGCCGCGGAGCGGCUGGGCCCGUGAGCCAUGGCCGCUGAGCCUGCGCGUCCGGAGCCUGUGCUCCGCAACGGGAGAGGCCACAACAGUGAGAGGCCCGCGUACCGCAAAAAAAAAAAAGGCACCCUAUGCAUUAAGUGCAGAGCUAAGGGAAGGGUUGGCCAACCUUGCCUAGAGCUAAUUAACCAGGAUGCAAGUCUGAAAGAGAAGCCAUGAGGCCAUCCUCAAGAGAAUUAAGGGAGGAAACCAUCCAAGGUCAUCAGCAAUCCCAGGACCAGGAUAGCAUGAAAUCCAUCACAUUGUGACACUCUGAAAAUAGGUCACUACCAAAUGCUUUCCAGGCUUUUGACCACUGUCUUUGAACCAACCAACUGACCCAGCCAACUGGCAUAUUUUUCUUUUAUCCUUCUUAUUCCGGCCUAUGAUUACCCCCUGUUGUUGCCUUUCAACUCAUUCUCUCUUUUUAAAAAUUUGACUCCCCACUGGCCAUGAGACUGAGGCUGACUUUCCAUGACCCCAGAAGGGUAACUGGUAUAUUUGUAUGUGAGUAGUUACAUGAGACAACCCAAUGUGCAUACUGUAUUUAUUAAGCCCUGAGGGCAUUUAAUAAAAUAUUAACAUCGUGUUUUGAAUUAUGAUCUUUGUCUGCUUUGCUGGAACAAAAUGUAACAGAGCUAACAUUUAAAAUCCUUCACAUAUUUGGACAACAUUACACCAAAUGUUGAUUUUGUACAGAAUUCUGGCUUGCUAUUUAAAAAUAAAACUCAAAGUGUGUAGCAACCCAAGUUGUGAAUAUUGCUUUCUUGUACA